UACUCGAUACAGUUGAAAAUCAUGUCUGGACGCGGCAAAACCGGCGGCAAGGCUAGAGCCAAGGCCAAGACCAGGUCUUCCCGUGCUGGACUGCAGUUCCCAGUGGGUCGCGUCCACCGUCUGCUCCGCAAGGGCAACUACGGCGAGCGUAUCGGCGCCGGUGCUCCUGUCUACCUGGCAGCAGUGCUGGAGUAUCUGACCGCUGAGAUCUUGGAGUUGGCGGGAAACGCAGCCCGCGACAAUAAGAAGACCAGAAUCAUCCCCCGUCAUCUUCAGCUGGCUGUCCGCAACGACGAGGAGCUCAACAAACUCCUCGGAGGUGUGACCAUUGCCCAGGGCGGUGUGUUGCCUAACAUCCAGGCUGUUCUGCUGCCCAAGAAGACCGAGAAGGCCGCCAAGAAGUAAACUACUUCACACCCUAAUCACCACAACGGCUCUUCUAAGAGCCACUCACGAUCUCA
Messenger RNA from Entelurus aequoreus (snake pipefish), 461 nucleotides. Its product is annotated as histone H2A. The record is from RefSeq and is a predicted model, not a curated record. The coding region runs from base 22 to 405 and encodes 127 amino acids. Gene Ontology annotation, cellular component: nucleosome. Gene Ontology annotation, molecular function: DNA binding; structural constituent of chromatin; protein heterodimerization activity. The transcript has a single exon. Lineage: Eukaryota; Metazoa; Chordata; Actinopteri; Syngnathiformes; Syngnathidae.